AACCCAAAUUACAAUCGCUUUUUGUGGACAAAUCUUUAAUCUUGCGCAGCUGUAGCCACACUCAGGAUCUUCAUGUUUCAAAACUGGACGUUAUCGCUGGCUGGCUAAGCCCAGGGUUCAGGGUGUUUUUAAUUUUUAUUUAUUUAUGGUACCUUAGAGCCCAUGUAGAUUUUUGUGAAGGUAAAAAAUGAUGUAAAAUCACUUCGUGUCUCGGCAGCCUAACCAAUCCUUUCCUCUUCCAACAAACCAAACAGUGUUUCUGGGCGGAAACAAAUUAGAAGCAAAUCAAGGUGACACCCAAACCUCUAGACUCUCUAGACCAACUAUAAACUAAGCUAAUUAUAAGUAACUUAUUCUUUUUUUUUUAGUUCUGGUUCUCUAGUUUAAAUGUAAAACAACUUACCUCUUACAUUGACUAGGAGCUUAAAGCUUAACGUUUUAUCUGUUUUAAACUUUCAUCUUGAUUUUAUAUGCAGUCAAGAUUAAUUUACUACCCUUCUAAAGGAAUUUAAUUUGAUGCUUUUUACUUUUUAGAGUGUAUUAAGGAAAGUUUUACUCAAGAAAAUGUGUUUUUUCUGACCUAAAAAUAUAUUUAUUUUAAGUGUCAUGUUUUAUUAAUGAAAUAAACUGCAAUUGACAAUAGUAAGCUGUUGCACGUUGUCAUAAACCCUCCAGUAAAUAUCUUUAAAUGCUACAAAACACCAGUUUAAAGCCUUGGAAAACUGCUUAAAGAAACAUUUGGUUCCGUAGAGACGAAAGGAGACACAGGGUAAUAAUACAUUAUGGUUCUGAUUUUUCUUCCUCCGUAAGUGUCUCCGUCAACAUUAACUGGGAAACGCCCUGUUGUCUGUUCCCGGCAGAUGAGAAUUUCAUUCUCAAACACGACCGAGCCUUCCUGCUGUCCAUGGCCAACCGCGGGAAGAACACCAACGGCUCGCAGUUUUUUAUAAACUCUAGCAUCCUGCUCUUCCAAGCACAACUAAAAUGGCACCUCACCUUGAUGGCGUCCAUGUCGUCUUCGGUCUCGUCAUCUCUGGGUUUGAAGUGAUCAAGAAGAUCGAGAAACUGAAGACGGACUCAGCUAGCAGACCCUACGCUGAUGUGAGAGUGGUGGACUGUGGCCAGCUGAUCACCAAAUCUGCUAAUGACGUGCUCGAGGGAAAGCGGAAAAGAACUUCAUCCCUCAACUCCAACGACUCGUUCCGUUUUUCCUUGUCUGAAAGUGAAUCAGAAGAAAAGCUCAACUAUCAAAAGCAGCUGACGAAAGGUAAACAGUCUAAAAAGAAAAGGAAGGAAGGAAAAAAGGUCAAGAAAACAGAGACUGUCCCUUCCAAGCAAAGGUCUGUCGAAAAAGAGAUGGCCGAAGGUGAAAGUAAACCUGAAGAGGAGAAGGAGUCAGGUGGGAAGAGGGAGAAGCUUGUUGUUCGACCGGAGGAAAUCCCGCCUGUGCCGGAGAAUCGCUUCCUGCUGCGCCGCGACAUGCCAGCGCAGGAGGAUAAAGCCGAGGCUGUCGAGAAAGAAGAAAGUGGUCCUUCAGCUGACCAGAAACCAGCCGUGACGAAGUCUGGACGGAAGAUCAGAGGCAGAGGAACCAUCAGAUAUCACACCCCUACAAGGUCCAAAUCACGGUCUACAUCUGUCGAGGAGCGCGAAGGCAGUGAAACUCCGCCACAUUGGAAAGUGGAGACAAAGAGAACCAAAGUUUUUCCUCCCCUGAGCCCGGAGAGGUGGAGCAAAGGAGAUAAACUUAAAGAGCGUUCCUCGAGCAAGUGGGAUAAUAGAAGCGACUCUCCUCGGUCCCAGUCUGGAGAACGUUCCUCAGACCAGAGCUCUGAGAGGUCAAGCCAGCGCCGGCUGCCAAACAAAGAGAAGAAAAGAGCCAAACACAAGAAGAAAGCCAAAAAGCGCAAACAUGGCAAGAAGAAAAGCUCCAAGAACAAAUCUCGAGAACAGCACGAGUCGGAGGGAGAAAAGUCCGCGUCUUCAGCUAGGAGGUCCAGAUCCCGCACACCGAGCAGGUCUACCUCAAGUGAGCAUCCUCCUUCCAGCAAGAGGAGACGCCGGUCCUCCCCGUCUUUCUCCAAAUCCUACUCUAGGUCCUACACAUCGAGUCGAUCCCGAUCCCAAGGAAAAUCCAGGUCUUAUUCGCGGUCCAGAAGCUUCUCUAGAUCAGGAAGCCGAUCUUUUUCUAGAUCCGGGUCUCUGUCCUAUUCUCAGUCCCGGUCAAGAUCACGGUCGAGGUACAGGUCACGAUCUCGGUCGUUUUCUCAGUCCAGGUCCAGAUCACGGUCGAGAUACACAUCCAGAUCCCGAUCUUUGUCCUCCCGAAAGAGGAGUUUAUCUAGAUCUCCAAGGAAGAGGAAGACGACCAAAGCCAAGCCGGACGUCAUGAUCCCUGCGCCUGGGAAGGUCCAGGACAAGAAGAUCACAGCCGUUCCCAUCCUACCAGCAGUCCGGGUGACCGAAAGGGUCCCUGUGAUCCCGCUGAGCGACAGUCCUCCUCCGUCCCGCUGGAAGCCAGACCAAAAGCCCUGGAAGCCCUCCUACUUUCAUAUUCAAGAAAUCAAAGCUAAAGUUGCGGCCAGUAAGCCGUCUACCACUGCGCCCGCAGCGGACAGCUUCUCGGAGAAAGCCAAGACCUCGGUUACGGCAAAGGCCGCGGCAGAGGACGUUCCAGACAAGGCGGCACUCAAAACUACGCACAGCCCACGCAGCCGGUCCUCCAGAAGCAAGUCCUUCAGUCGCUCCAGGAGCCCGAGCUCUAGCAGGUCCCCGUCCAGAUCAGCCGAGCCGUACCGCAGCAGGUCGUCGUCCAGCAACGGAUCGAUCUCUGAAAAGGAGCAGACAGGUGGCAGCAACAAGAGGAAUUCGUUAGACAGAGAAUGGAAGGAGUACUACAGCUCUCUGAACAGAAUCAAGAAUUUAGACAAGUAUAUCACAGUUCACAAGAGUGGAGAUGGGCUCUCGGGUUCAGAAAAGGAGAUGAGCGGCGAGCGCAGCCCUGCCGUCGGCGUCUCGGUGGAGAACAAAAGGGACAACUCGGAGGAGACGAAGCGAAACGUUCCGCUGCCGGUAGAAAGCUUCAACAGCCGCUCCGAGUGGGACAGCGACAGCGACAAGGUGAGCCAGAGCAACGCCGCCACCGAGAAGCAAGCCGCUCAGUGCGGCACGACGCUGUCGGCUGGGUGGAAUUCAGACGGAGAGCCGGAGACGGUCACCAGCAAACGAGCGGCGGGGUCGGAAAAAGAGGAAGGAGAGGCCAGCUCCGAGUCGGACUACGAGGCUUUGAAAAACACAUCCAUAGCAGCGACGGAGCUGGCGAACAAAGCCGCGGCGGCGUCCUCUUCUUGUCCCUCGGACGACGGCGCUCAAAGGGAGCUGGAGCGCAAGAAGAGCAAGAAGAAAGCCAAACGGAAGCGUAAACACAAGAGGAAAGGGGAGGGCAAGACCAGCUCCCAUCACGGCAAGGACAAAGCUAAAAAGUCCAAGAGGAAACACCAGAAGCUCAAAGAGACCUUCCACUGGCAGCCGCCGCUCGAGUUCGACGAGGAGGAAGAGGAGGACGACGCUAAACGGGAGAGACGCAGCCCUGGCAGAGAGCUUGCAGCGCAUCCUGGGGACGAUUUGAGCAAAAAGGACCAGAAUUCAACCGAUUUGAAAAAGAGGCCCGCAGUAGAAGAAGAGACUGAGCUGAGAUCCAAAGAAAGCUACGUUGAAAACAAAAGUCCCUCCGAGCAAGCCGCCCACGGGAACAGUGCGAAGAACCAAGAUUCUUUAGAUGAUAUGGAGAUCUGCACUCCGGAGCACAACGUGGAGAUCAUUGAACAUCCCGUCACGCCCGAUCUGCCCAGCGCCGCCGCUAAAUUAACCCCAGGUUCUGCCUUGAAGCCGGCACAAGCGGCGAGCACCGACGGCGUGUUGCCUCAGAGCAGAGCGCAGCCCGAAAUCACCGCCGCAGCCGCCGCAGCGCAGGGUGAGGAACCUCCUGGCAGAGCCGCCAUCAAUUUCAAAUGGAAGCCGCUGAAACGCAUGACGGCCGUGCCGGAGGUGACCGUCCAGGCGGUCGUGGAGAAAAGCAAACCGGCCAACGAGAGCGCGCAGCGCCUCGCGGCACAGGGCGUGAAGAUGGAGAUAAAGAGCAAGAACCGCGUCCGACCGGGUUCCCUGUUCGACGAGGUCCGCAAGACGGUGCGGCUCAACCAGAGGCCCAGAAACCAGGAGAGCUCCAGCGACGAAAGCUCCCCGUCUGCGGGGAAGGCCAGAGGCGCGUCCCGCUCGCCAAAGAAGUCCAGCUCCCUGUCGAGAAAGUCUCGCUCCGGUUCCAGCCACCGGUCGCGCUCCCGAGGCUGGUCCCGCUCCUCCAGCAGAUCCAGAAGUCGAUCUCGCAGCUACAGCUACUCCUCCAGGAGCCGCAGUCGGAGUCGGAGGACCCGGAGACGGGGAAGGUCUCGCUCUCGCAGCAGCACAUACCGCAGCUACAGCAGGCACAGUCGGUCGUACAGUAGAAGUCCCUCCAGGAGCCGCUCACAUCAUCGCCACAGGAGGUCCAGGUCUGACUCCUAUGACAGCUAUUCCAGUCGGAGCGUGAGCAGGAGACGAGGCCGCAGGCGAAGUGAGAGCUACAGGAGCUCUGAGCACCGAUCGCGGUCGUCCCGCUCGUCCAGCCGCAGUUCUUCCAGACACAGGAGCCGCAGCAGUCGCUACAGCUGAGGGCGGGAGAGACGCGCAGGUCAGCAGCUGGAGCGCCAACAGGAAGGGUUCCUCGUGUUUUUUUUUACACCGGUUUCCUUAUGGGAGAUGAAGGGAUGGACUUUAAAGUACUAAAUGUGAAAAGAUCUUCCUUUAAGUGCCCGACAGCAGCCGGUUGAACAUCUGCAGCCACCCUGAUGAAACGUUGCGUUUGCUACGAGAGAAAGGCGUCGGAAGUAAUUGACAUUAUUGUAUAUAUUUAUCUAUUCUUUAACAUUUGCUUCUUGUACGCUGAAUGGUGUAACUGUUAUACUGUUUAAAUGUCACACUUUCAAUGUGUUUGAGCAGGAAAAGGGGGGUGUCUUUUAUUUCUAACUCCAUGUCAAGAAUAGUUGUUUCUGAAAGGACAGGUGAAUGUAGAAACUGUACUUAAAAUGUAUUAUCUCCGAUUUUUUUUUUUUUAAAUGACAUUACUAAAAAAAAAU
Fundulus heteroclitus (mummichog) is the source of this 5174-nucleotide messenger RNA. RefSeq names its product natural killer cell triggering receptor (gene nktr). The transcript is spliced from 13 exons. Gene Ontology annotation, biological process: protein peptidyl-prolyl isomerization; protein folding. NCBI's taxonomy places the organism in Eukaryota, Metazoa, Chordata, Actinopteri, Cyprinodontiformes, Fundulidae. Gene Ontology annotation, molecular function: peptidyl-prolyl cis-trans isomerase activity. Gene Ontology annotation, cellular component: nucleus. The record is from RefSeq and is a predicted model, not a curated record. The coding region runs from base 985 to 4710 and encodes 1241 amino acids.